AUGUUGCAUUCUAAUGCUACACAGCUGCCAGUAGCCAAUAGAUGCAUUAAGCAGAUUCUUGAGUCAGCAGACAAGUGGUGCAUUGACUUCACUCACAAGACUUGCAAAUCCUUGGUGGAUUCCAACAAGCACUUUUAUUUGUAUACGAUUGUUGUGAGAAGCAACAUUAAGAACAAGGGUGUCCCAGUCUGUUUCUUUGUGACUAAUGCAGAAUUAAUCACAAUCUUGUCAAAAUGGCUCAGUAGGAUUAAAUCCAACUGUAGCCUGCAUGUCAAGCUCGUGAUGAUUGACUGCAGUCCAGUCAAGAUUAGUACCCUGGAGGAAGUCUUUGGCCAGUCGGUUCAGGUCCUUUUGUGCCACUGGCACAUCAAGAGAGCAUGGGAGAUGCAUAUCAAAAAAGAUGUAAAAAUUACUGGAGCCACCUAUGAAAGCAAGCAUGAGCGAGAUGCAGUUCGGGUGGCCCUCAACUUACUGAUGUAUGCCAAGACUAAGGAGGCGUUUGACCAGCAAUACAAGGAAUUUGUUUCCAAGUUUGCUGGCCAUGAGAAAUCUGUGGCAUACUUUGCUAUGCACUGGCAUGCUAAGUGUGACCUUUGGUUAAUGGCCUGGAGAUUGGAUCCCAGAUUCCACACGAACAGUCUUAUUGAAUCCUAUCAUCAUAUCUUGAAAGCUUACUACUUGGGAAGAUUAAGAAACUUCUGGGUUGACCGGUUGGUUUACAUGCUCUCCCAAAAGCUUGUUCUCACUCAUGUUGAGAAGGCUAAGAAGAAGAAGGCUUUUGACGUUGAUCACGAAGAUGCUCUUUGCAUGAUUGAAACUGUAGAAGACAACUUGAUGUACAAGUGUCGCUCCUUUACUGACAAUUCAGUUUGGUACGAGCUCUUGGUUAAAGAGGAAUUCCUAAUGAUGGGACUUCAAUACUCUUUAACUAAAAAGCUUCCUAUAGUCCAGAACCCAGAAGUUCAGGUAGUUGAGAGAAAUGAGAAGAGUGCUACAGCACAAAAUGAGUUGCAUUUGCUUGAGCUUGAUGAAGUUUCUGAAAGCUUGUUCAAAAAACUUGAAGAAUGGUUCUGGGAUGGACAUAACAUCCCAGAUUUUGAGAGAUUGCUUGUCUCUAAUGGAAGAAACCGGUGUUGCUCCUCAGCAAAAGUAUAA
This is a messenger RNA of Phycomyces blakesleeanus NRRL 1555(-), 1155 nucleotides long. RefSeq lists its product as hypothetical. NCBI's taxonomy places the organism in Eukaryota, Fungi, Mucoromycota, Mucoromycetes, Mucorales, Phycomycetaceae. The transcript is spliced from 7 exons. The record is from RefSeq and is a predicted model, not a curated record. The coding region runs from base 1 to 1155 and encodes 384 amino acids.